Melopsittacus undulatus (budgerigar) is the source of this 981-nucleotide messenger RNA. It is a transcript of the gene B3GALT1, whose product is annotated as beta-1,3-galactosyltransferase 1. The coding region runs from base 1 to 981 and encodes 326 amino acids. The transcript has a single exon. The record is from RefSeq and is a predicted model, not a curated record. NCBI's taxonomy places the organism in Eukaryota, Metazoa, Chordata, Aves, Psittaciformes, Psittaculidae. Gene Ontology annotation, cellular component: Golgi membrane. Gene Ontology annotation, molecular function: N-acetyl-beta-D-glucosaminide beta-(1,3)-galactosyltransferase activity.
AUGGCUUCAAAGGUCUCAUGCUUAUACGUCUUGACAGUAGUUUGCUGGGCAAGUGCUCUCUGGUACUUAAGUAUAACUCGCCCUACUUCUUCCUACACUGGCCACAGACAGGUCAGUAGCAUAACCAUAGCCAGAAAAAAUGUUUCCUUUGGCAACAUAAGAACUCGACCCAUAAAUCCUCAUUCCUUUGAGUUUCUUAUCAAUGAACCCAACAAAUGUGAGAAGAGCAUCCCUUUCUUGGUCAUUCUUAUCAGCACAACUCACAAAGAGUUUGAUGCAAGGCAAGCCAUUCGAGAAACGUGGGGAGAUGAAAACAACUUUAAAGGAAUCAAAAUUGCUACACUAUUUCUUCUUGGGAAAAACACAGAUCCAGUGUUAAAUCAAAUGGUAGAGCAAGAAAGCCAAAUUUUUCAUGACAUUAUUGUGGAGGAUUUUAUUGACUCUUAUCAUAACCUCACUCUGAAAACAUUGAUGGGGAUGAGGUGGGUAGCAACAUUUUGUUCAAAAGCAAAGUACGUUAUGAAGACAGACAGUGAUAUUUUUGUAAAUAUGGAUAAUCUUAUUUAUAAGCUGCUCAAACCUAACACCAAGCCAAGGAGAAGGUACUUCACUGGUUACGUUAUAAAUGGAGGGCCAAUAAGAGAUGUUCGCAGUAAGUGGUAUAUGCCGAGAGAUUUGUAUCCCGACAGCAAUUACCCACCCUUCUGUUCAGGUACAGGCUACAUUUUUUCAGCUGAUGUAGCAGAACUGAUUUACAAAACCUCCCUUCAUACCAGACUUCUUCACCUUGAAGAUGUGUAUGUCGGACUCUGUCUUCGGAAGCUGGGCAUUCACCCUUUCCAAAACAGUGGCUUCAAUCACUGGAAAAUGGCCUACAGCUUGUGCAGGUACCGCAGGGUGAUCACAGUGCACCAGAUAACACCAGAAGAAAUGCACAGAAUUUGGAAUGACAUGUCCAGCAAGAAACAUCUUAGAUGCUAA